Phytophthora sojae is the source of this 660-nucleotide messenger RNA. RefSeq lists its product as hypothetical. The coding region runs from base 1 to 660 and encodes 219 amino acids. The transcript has 2 exons. Lineage: Eukaryota; Oomycota; Peronosporomycetes; Peronosporales; Peronosporaceae. The record is from RefSeq and is a predicted model, not a curated record.
AUGGUCGACGUACUGGGCUCUUUGGCGUGCAAUGACGACAAGUUCUCCCUGUGGUUUAUCAACGGCAAAGCACUGGGGUUCAAUUGGUCACUACUCGAUGGAACGCUGUCCAUGCCCUCUGAAAAAAUAACGAAGGCACGUACUCGCGUUCUCGAAGUGAUCAACGGGACUCAUACGACGAGGCACCAGCUGGAUCAACUGCUAGGCAGUCUGCGCCAUGUCACCACGUGUGUUCGGCCUGCAGCAGCGUUUUUCCAGCGCGUUGCGACGCUACAUCGCUCUGCGACUCGCUAUGGUCGGGUUAAGAUCACCGAGGACGUGCGCGAUGACUUGAGAUGGUUCCUCGUAAUUUUGAAAAUCGCACCGCUGAACGGCGUGGCAUUUGACCGGUUUGUGGAUAGAGUUGAUCCUGACUUCACUAUUCUUAUGGACGCAUGCGACGUUGGGUUGUGCGCUGCCUUUCCGGCUCGAAAGGAGUAUGUUCUGGUCCAGUUUGAUGAAGAAGAGCUGGGCGCAAUAUCGGAGCUCAAGCAUCAGACAAACGACUUCGAUAUCAAUGUGCGUGCACGUACCAACCGAAUUGAGGAAGCCCUCGAAGCUUUGGGGGCAUUAUUGCGCGCUGGCGCUCUAGCCGAGACGUCAACGAAGAGCUACGCGUGA